AUAAAAGCAUUGGGAAAUCGAAAAACUGCAAUAAUUUUUAAUUUCUAUAAACAAACGUUGAAACAUCUGAUAGGAAUAAAUUCCGUGAAAUAUCGAUUUUUCACAUUUUAAUAGAUUAAAUUAUCGCCAAACUAUUUAAUAUUUAGAUCAAUUUUUCUAUAAAAAUGCAUCGAUUUUGCAUUUGAAUUCGAAUUCAAAGAAUUAAAAUUGAAAAAGUUCUGAAAAGACGAUAAUUUCGAAAAUGGGUAAACACCGGCAUGACAAAUCACAGAUUUUGUAAUCUACCGUAGUCUGCCUGCGAUGAAAUUGAAUUAUUUCGAAGACGAAGCUUAUCAAAACAGCUUAAAAUUGUUCUCAACGUGUUUUUAAAAAUUGCUUGAAUUAUUUAAAAUUAAAAUUGAGAACAUUUUCUCAUCGAAAGUUGAGCGAAUUUGAACAUUUAAAAUGUUAAAGCUUUGGCUACCGUAGUCUUGAAGACGCAUACAUUGAAGAUUCGACAUGGUUUCACCACGAUCCGCUCUAGAUGGUAGAAAAUUUAACAAUUUUCUCUUUGCGCAAUAUAUUGCCAUUUUUUAAGCGAUUUUCACUUUCUCUCGUCAAAUGCUCCGCCGCAAAAGUGUAAAUCUCAAAAAAGAGCAGAGUACAGAAACAGUCCUCUCCAAUAGUCAAUCGCCGUCUUUUGUCGAUUUUAAACGGAUAACACGAAGUAAAAAAUAUUCAGCGGCACAGAAAAAUGCACCGGAUGAGAAAAAGCAGUGCACGAAAAAGCGGCAAUUGCCUUCCCUCGCCCCCGCGUGUGAAGAGUUGCAGCCUAAAAAAUCAAAAGUAACUGAAGAAACGGUGGCUUCACAGAAAACUCACGGACUCUCGAAUCUCGACGAUUAUUGCUUGGAAAUGCCGGAUUUCGAGAAACAAAUGCUGUCGAUUUGGCAAUCGAAUAUAGAUAUUACAGAAAUGUACAGGGCACUUUGCAAGUCAGCAUCACUCAUUCCAGCCCCUCAUACUCUAUUCUGUGUGUAUGAAAUUCCAGAAUCUCCAAAUAAAACUCAACAAUUUUGCCCUUCCAGCAUUGAAGACCGGCAACGAGUGCUACUCAACAUAUUUUCCCGUCGUUUUCAGCUCAAAGUGUCCUCUGAAGCUCUUCAUUUGGGAGCGGCUCUACUCGAUAAAUGCCUCGAUAUGAUGUCAGUUAACAAGGCAUCAUUGGAUGAACUGGCAGCGGUCACCUUGGUUAUUGCCAGCAAACUCGAAGACGUAAAUUGUCUGACAAUUGAGAAUAUAAUUGGCGUUGAGUUGAUAGAAAAAUCCGCGGCGCAGAUGGCAGCUCUUGAGAGAUUCGUUCUGACAUCAUUAUCAUUCAAAAUCACAAUUCCGACGCCGCUUCAUUUUUCCACUUAUAUGCUCGUUUAUCUAUCGGCGUCACCGGCGAAAAUUCACCUAACUUAUUACCUCCUGGAAUUAUCGAUUUUGUACGUCCACAACCGCCGUUUUCCAUCCGACGUCGUCGCCAACGCCGCCACGUGCCUGGCUUUUGCCAUUGAUUCUGAACCGUCCGUAGAUCAAACUCCGUCGACAGUUCUCCGCGAAACGGAGCUCAGAUUACGCGAUUUCACUGGAAAAAAUGUGAAAGAUGAGUGGGAUCGGGAACGCGAAGUUAUGCUGACAUUGAUAGAUUUAUUUCUGGUUGCCGGCGAUGAAAAUCACGAUAUUUAUCGCGAAUACUGCACAUCUCGUCGAAACUACGUAGCACUUCGGCAGAGUGUCCCGGAACUUUUGGAGACACUGCGAAAAGACUCUACUUGAAUUAAUUGCCUCCCAUUCCGUAUUUUUAAAAAUUCUAUUGCCCCCACAGUCUUGUAUUAUAAUGAUCUCAAUUUAUUAUUAUUUUUCGGUUUCUCAUAUUUUACCCCUUUAAAAUUGCACGUUCCCCGUCUUCUCUAAUCUAUUUUUUCGAAUGAAUGAUUUCUGGAAUUA
This is a messenger RNA of Caenorhabditis elegans, 1974 nucleotides long. RefSeq names its product CYCLIN domain-containing protein (gene T12C9.7). NCBI's taxonomy places the organism in Eukaryota, Metazoa, Nematoda, Chromadorea, Rhabditida, Rhabditidae. Bases 601 to 1803 code for a protein of 400 amino acids. The record is from RefSeq and is marked reviewed. The transcript has 9 exons.